AUGGCGAUUCUUGCGRCAGAGAUAUUUUUCUCUGACAAGAAUCGAAACGAGGGAGACUCUGCUAGCAGGGAAGCGUCACGCACGACUCGCUACAUAACAACGCGCCUCUACGAACCAUGCUGUCAGAACAGCCUUUUGAAGACCUCAACUACCUUUAGCUUCACGAAACGUCAGUACCUACGAAGUAAUAUAGUGCAAUACUCUAAGAACAUKCUGGCUUUGAAGAUCGCUGUGUUGCUAGUGUUCGUUUGUGGCGUCCAUGGGAGGAUCGACUACAUCGACGUGUUCACCGAAAAACCAGUGUUUGGCGAUCAAUACAAGAUGAAAGUAAUAGAUAAUUUCCUAUACGAAGUAGAAGUCCGAAAGAUUCAUUCACAGGAAUCUUUAGCUGAAGAAGUAAUAGGAGGUAAUAAGGUAGCAGAAGAAAACCCAACUGAACUACCAAAAUACGUAGGGAAAUAUGAUGUCAUAAGUGCCGAACGUCUUGAAGAAGAUAUGACAAUAAAUUCGAAAAAGGACGUCAARGAUAGAGUUGCGAAAGGUUUUUUGAAAGCUAAGGGUAAGGGAAUAAUUACCAAGGAACACUUGAAGAAAAUACAACCCAAGAUCAAGGCCUUACUGCUGAAUGUCUUUGAGCACUUCUCAGAUUUUAGAUUCUACGCCACUGAAAGCGAGGGAAACUGUAUCUUUUUCCUCGAUGUCAAAAACCUAAAAUUUUACGUUUUCAAGGACUUAGUGUACAAAGAAGUAUUGUGAUCGUUCGCUAAACUAAAGACAGGACUUUUGCAUGCAAUAAACGACAAAUUAAUUCUUCACUCGUUAACAAUUUUUGUCAACUCUCCAUCAUGCAUAGGGCUCUGGCAUCGUUCACAUUAUGUUAUUUGUAAUUUUGUAGUUU
This is a messenger RNA of Actinia tenebrosa (Australian red waratah sea anemone), 898 nucleotides long. RefSeq lists its product as uncharacterized. The record is from RefSeq and is a predicted model, not a curated record. NCBI's taxonomy places the organism in Eukaryota, Metazoa, Cnidaria, Anthozoa, Actiniaria, Actiniidae.